Molecule: messenger RNA, 1974 nt
Organism: Branchiostoma belcheri (Belcher's lancelet)
Lineage: Eukaryota; Metazoa; Chordata; Leptocardii; Amphioxiformes; Branchiostomatidae
Product: leucine-rich repeat and death domain-containing protein 1-like
Exons: 11
Coding region: 1-1974 (657 amino acids)
Biological process (GO): signal transduction
Molecular function (GO): protein binding
Source: RefSeq, a predicted model, not a curated record
AUGUCUACUCUUGUCUCUGUACAGCAAGAGACUGCUCUCCACAAAGCAUCCGAGCACGGCCACACAGGAACUGUACAGGCUUUACUCACAGCUGGAGCAACAAUCGAUGCAGAAAGCAACUGGGGAACCACUGCUCUCCACAAAGCAUCCUGUCAAGGCCACACAGGAACUGUACAGGCUUUGCUCACAGCUGGAGCAGCAAUCGAUGCACAAAACGGCAUCUCGGGAGAGACUGCUCUCCACUGUGCAUCCGAGCACGGCCACACAGGAACUGUACAGGCUUUACUCACAGCUGGAGCAACAAUCGAUGCACGAAGCGACACGGGAUGGACUGCUCUCUACUCUGCAUCCAUCAAUGGCCACACAGGAACUGUACAGGCUUUACUCACAGCUGGAGCAACAGUCGAUGCACGAAGCAGCAUCUUGAAUGAGACUCCCCUUCAUGCAGCAGCAAGGAGAGGACACCCUGAGUGUGUCAGAGUACUGCUGAGGGCUGGAGCCAACACUGUCAUAAGGAACAGUGAUAAGAAGACAGUAGAAGACCUUGCAGUACAAGAGGAUGUGCAGCAGGUGUUCCAGUUGUUUAAAGCUCUCCAACCUAAAGUGGUGGAUGACUUGCUCACUAUCGACCUCCGUGACAAAGGACUGACCUCCGUGCCAGCCGAGGUGUUUGACAACAGAGAUGUUCAACGUCUUGUCCUGUCUAACAACAGGCUGAAGAGCAUACCUGAGGAGAUAGGGCAACUACAGAAGCUUCAGAGGCUUGAACUUAACAACAACCUGCUGACACAACUGCCCCAGGCAAUCACCACUCUACCUACAUGUAACCUACAGUACAUUGACUUGUCAUACAACAAGUUGGAGACAUUGCCUGAUGGAUUCUCCAGGUUAAAACAACUUAGGUAUCUCUACAUCCGGAAUAAUGUAUUCAAAGAGAUACCAGAGGAAGUCUGUUCACUUCUUCAACUUCAGAUCUUGAGCGUGGGAGACAACCCCCUCAAGUGUCUCCCUGACAAGAUAUCUCAGCUCACAGGACUGACGAGGCUUGAUAUUGAUAAUUGUCAGUUUGAUGAGUUCCCCAGACAGGUGCUGCAGCUGGAGGGUCUAAACACGCUACACAUGGGGAACUGGGCUGGGGAGGGCAAACCUUCACUUGUACCUGAAGACAUAAGCAGACUGAAGAACCUACAAGUCUUAGAUCUUCAGGAGAGUGGCCUGGAGUCACUGCCGGAUGGUGUUGGAGAACUGUCAGAACUGUUGGAGCUAAACAUUGCUGGAAACAGAUUCACAUCAGUUCCUGAACAAAUCAUGAACCUGUCCAACAUCAGGCAGCUCUACUUGUCAUAUAACAGGAUUUCCCAUCUUCCCCUGAAUCUGAGCCGAAUGGCCCAACUUGUGGACAUGGACAUCUCAAGAAACCCCCUGACAUAUCCCCCUCCUGAUGUCUGUGAGAAAGGCACAGCCACCAUCAUGGACUUCCUCAGAAGGAAAAAGGAAGAUAAAGAGCUGAGGAAGCUCUUUUCCCAUUUCUCACAAAACGUGACCAAAGACGAGGUGGAGGAUCUGGCCGGAGCACUUGGGCUUUCUGCAGAUGAGCUGAGCACUAUCCAAGCUACAAAGACCCAAACACCAAGGUUCCAGGCCAACUACGUGCUGUUGAAGUGGAUUGAGACAGACAGAGAAGCAUCCAUGGACAAGCUUCAGCAGGAGCUGAGUGAAUUUGGCAUGGACCGUCUGGCAAAGGAGGCAGAAAGGGUUAAGACCCAGCCAGUUAAGCGGCCGGCAGAUACAUCAGGCGGGCCACCAGCCAAGCGCCUGGCAGCCGGAGGGUCUUCUGGUGAGGGGCAUCAGGAGGACAAGCUGGCACAGCUGAUGGAGGAAAACCAAUCGUUGAAAGCUGAGGUGGAAAAACUACAAGGCAGCCAGAAGUCAACAAGUCAAGAUGGAGCUGAGCGUCCUGCCAAAGAUGAUUAG